Molecule: messenger RNA, 2705 nt
Organism: Xyrauchen texanus (razorback sucker)
Lineage: Eukaryota; Metazoa; Chordata; Actinopteri; Cypriniformes; Catostomidae
Product: zinc finger protein 239-like
Exons: 2
Coding region: 155-1075 (306 amino acids)
Biological process (GO): regulation of transcription by RNA polymerase II
Molecular function (GO): RNA polymerase II cis-regulatory region sequence-specific DNA binding; DNA-binding transcription factor activity
Source: RefSeq, a predicted model, not a curated record
UAUAAUUUAAAAAAAGUGAAUGUUUAUCACCAACUUUGUAUAUCUCUGGGUGCCGACAUAUUUGUGUAACGUCAUGCACCUGCAUCUCAGAAAAAACAAACAAAUCCGUUAAGAUAGACAAUGGACAAAGUGGUGCCAAAAGGAAGAACAUUACAUGGUUCGAGAUCAUGGAUAUAGUCCUGCUGUUAGUCGAGAGACCACUCGGGACAACAUGGCAGUUAAAGUUGAUCUGAUGGAUGUAAAAGAGGAAAAUCAAGAAAUGAAUGAAGUGAAGGAGGAAAAACACAAUCCUGAUCAUACACUUCAUUGUUUCAAAAUGGAACAAAAUAAUUUUAGUGACUCACAGACUGAAACUUUAUCACAAAAGAGAACUAAAAGAACAAGAGUAAAACACUCUUUCACCUGUCAUCUGUGUGGAAAGAGUUUCAAACAUAAAGAAAAACUUACUAAUCACAUGAGAAUUCACACUGAAGAGAAGCCUUUCAAAUGCCAUCAGUGUGGGAAGAGUUUCAUACAGGCAUGCAAGCUCAAGAAACAUCUGCCUGUGCACUCUCAAGAAAAGUCAUAUAGCUGUGAUCAGUGUGGCAAGACAUUUUCUUCAGCAUCAGUCUUAAGAACACACUGGAAAAUUCAUCCAAAUGGGAAGCCUUACUUGUGUUCACUUUGUGGGAAAAGGUUUUCAUUUGUGCAGUGUUUAAAAGUCCACCAGAGAAGACAUGCCGGUGUGACAGAUCAUGUGUGCUCUGAGUGUGGGAAAGGCUUUUACAGAGCUUGUGAAUUGGAACGUCACAAAAAAAGCCAUACUGGAGAUAAACCUUACAAGUGUUCACAUUGUGGAAAGAGUUUCACUAGUUCAGGAAACCUGACAAAACAUGAGAGAGUGCAUACUGGAGAGAAGCCAUACCACUGCAAAUCAUGUGGGAAGAGUUUCAGUAGUUCAGGAAACCUGAAAAUACAUGAGCGUGUACAUACUGGAGAGAAACCAUACCACUGCACUUCAUGUGGGAAGAGAUUCAGCCAAUCAAGUAAUCUACUGACUCAUAGAAAAAAUCAUUGCCCUGGGUUGUCACCAUGAGGAAAGUUAAUCUUUAUUUGCCAUGCAAAUUGUUUGAAAUUUAGAAGAUUACAUUUAUCUCAAAAGAACAAUAACAAUUAUUCUUUCAAUAAGAAAUGAUGGGGCCAAGCACACAAAUGGUAUGUAAGGAAGGAAGACUUGCCAUUACGGAUUAUGGUUUUUAAGAAUUUGUGGUGUUAAAAACAUAAACUAUAGAAUUGCUUUCAUUACAAAUCAAUUCAUUAUAGACCUAACUAUUGACCAAUGGGUGUCGCUGUCCCCAAAUUUACAUGGUGCAGUCAGGUUGCGGUGACAAUGACACAAAGUUUCGUGUCAAUUUGCCAAAGCGUUGCUGAGGUAAAGCCUUCGGUCUUGCCAUCUCGCCAAAUUUUGUAUGAAUCAGAUGGACAGCCUGGGAGGAGUUUGAAAAAGUAGGUUUCAAAUUACAUUCUAAAUGGCAAAUAGGAAAUAUUUCUGACCGUGGCAAAUUGGGAGUCAUCGUGCUUGACCUGACCCAAGGAAGCAUUUAUCAACAUUUCAUUAUAUAUUUUAACCACAAGGUGAUGCUGAACUUAAACGUUGUAUGUAUCCUCAGGGCAUGGUGCUGAUGCUGCAUACCAAGUUUUGUAACGAUAUGCCAAUGCGACUGUAAAACAUAACUUUUUGUUACAAAAUUCAAAAUGGCCUACGCCCAAUAUAGCGACAUUAAAAUUUGGAAUCAUCUGACUUUGUGUCCCCCCUCUGUAUCCUCCCACUGAAUCUAAAGAGAUCUUAUGAUUUUAGGCCAAAGUAUUUAGAUAUUAUAAGCAAAAUAGCAAUUUUUUCUUUUCUCUUGACCAGUAGGUGGUGCUCUGCCAAAACUGUGCAGGUUUUUCCAAGUUUUGUUUCUAGAUGUCAUAGAAUUGCAAAGAUACAGCCUUGUGUCCAUUUUGGCUUGCUCGCCAUUUAAUUUGUUAUAUAAGAACAGUAAAGGUCUAUCAAAAAGCUUAUGAUAGCUUUUUGCCACCAGUGACCCUUGAUGAUACAUGCCAAAUUUCAUUCAAAUAAGACAUGACCUAGGAGUUUGAAAAAGUAGGUUUUUCAGAAAAUUCAAAAUGGUGGAAAAUCUAAUAGGGGGGAAACAUUUUGUUCUAGGACUAACGGUUUAAAAGUUAUAAGCAUAAACAUAAGUUUAAUUUUGAACUCUUGGUGACGCUAGAGGAUUUUGUACCUUUUCCACAAAUUAUAAAGAAGUCAAAAUAUUGUUAAGAACUUUUGCUGUUGAUGCUGUGAAAUUCAACAUAUUUUGUAUUAAUUAUUUUCUUCUAUACAAAGUCUUCUGUUUAAUCUUUCCUUGGUCCUGACAAUCGAGUUCCACUGCAAACCUCACCGGGUCAAAUUGACCCACCUUUAUUUAUUACAACUCAACUUCCAAAUUUACCAGAGGAGGUGGUAAUCAAUGGAGCAGAGCCACAGAAUGUAUGAAUGCAUAUGUGUGUAUGAGAAAGAGUAAACACACAAUAAACACAUAUAACGCGCACACACACACACUUAUUUGUAAUAGAGAUGGGCAUUUUAUAAAUUUUGUCUACUCGAGUACUCAAGGGGCAAUGACACGUACAUAACUAUAUGUAUUAACAAAUAUCUUUGGCUGCUGCAUUGUGUCUUGUUG